Molecule: messenger RNA, 5247 nt
Organism: Dama dama (fallow deer)
Lineage: Eukaryota; Metazoa; Chordata; Mammalia; Artiodactyla; Cervidae
Gene: IPO13
Product: importin 13
Exons: 15
Coding region: 652-3051 (799 amino acids)
Biological process (GO): protein import into nucleus
Cellular component (GO): nuclear membrane; cytoplasm
Molecular function (GO): small GTPase binding
Source: RefSeq, a predicted model, not a curated record
CCCGCCCCGUCCCGGCCGGGCCGGCUCGCCUGUCAGUCACUGGGGCGGAGGCAGCGGCAGUGGCAGGGCCGGAGACUGAGGGUGAGAAGAGAGCGGGCCUGGCCGAGCCGAGGGGACCUGCCACAGCCCCUUAACUCCACGGACUCUUCGCCCGAGACUUGCGAAGCUGUACCCCUGCGCUUCGUUGGACGCCUCCGUAACCCGCGAAGGGCUCUCUCCCCCGUAACCUCCCACCCCCGUGACCUCUUCCUAGAACCCGAGAUCUCACUAGGGUGUUGUGGUACAGGCCAUCGACCCUGUGACCCCUUGGUUUUCCCCAGGCCUCGCUUCCCUAUGACUCCCUCCUCAUAGAUUCUGGGGACGGAACCCUGAUCUACCAUCAGGACCCCCGCCGGCAAACUCCUCACUGACGGCUUUCUCCUAGGAGUUCCCCUCAGUGGGUCUCCUCCAAAGAGCACCCCUUUUGGCCUCUGGCUAGCCCCCCACCCUCAACCGAGGUGGGGCGGCCUCGGCAGCCAUGCUUGCCCUGGGACCCCUGUCACCCCACCACUUCCUGGGCACCCAAGCCGGAGUCUAGCAGGGGGCCAGCAGCCAAGAGGCUGGGGCAGGAGACAGGUCACGGUCCACCUCCCUGCUGGGGAGGGAGCAAAGAUGGAGCGGCGGGAGGAGCAGCCGGGGGCUGCAGGGGCUGGAGCAGCACCAGCCUUGGACUUCACGGUGGAGAACGUGGAGAAGGCGCUGCACCAGCUCUACUAUGACCCCAACAUUGAGAACAAGAACCUGGCUCAAAAGUGGCUGAUGCAGGCCCAGGUGUCCCCACAGGCCUGGCACUUCAGCUGGCAGCUCCUGCAGCCGGACAAGGUGCCUGAGAUCCAGUACUUUGGGGCCAGCGCCCUACACAUCAAGAUCUCUCGCUACUGGAGUGACAUCCCUACUGACCAGUAUGAGAGCCUAAAGGCACAGCUCUUCACCCAGAUCACCCGCUUUGCCAGUGGCUCCAAGAUUGUGCUGACUCGGCUGUGCGUGGCACUGGCCUCACUGGCUCUCAGCAUGAUGCCCGACGCUUGGCCAUGUGCUGUGGCAGAUAUGGUACGGCUGUUCCAGGCUGAGGACUCACCGGUGGAUAGCCAGGGCCGCUGCCUGGCCCUGCUGGAGCUGCUGACAGUGCUGCCCGAGGAGUUCCAGACCAGCCGCCUGCCCCAGUAUCGCAAAAGCCUGGUGCGGACCAGCCUGGCAGUGGAGUGUGGGGCUGUCUUCCCACUGCUGGAGCAGCUGCUGCAGCAGCCCAGCUCACCCAGCUGUGUGCGUCAGAAGGUGCUCAAGUGCUUUUCCAGCUGGGUGCAGCUGGAGGUACCGCUGCAAGACUGCGAGGCGCUCAUUCAGGCUGCCUUCGCUGCUCUGCAGGACUCAGAGCUCUUUGACAGCAGUGUGGAGGCCAUUGUCAAUGCCAUCUCACAGCCUGAUGCCCAGAGGUACGUGAACACACUCCUAAAACUCAUCCCACUGGUGCUGGGACUGCAGGAUCAACUGCGACAGGCAGUACAGAAUGGGGACAUGGAGACCUCCCACGGCAUCUGUCGCAUUGCUGUGGCUCUGGGCGAGAACCACUCCCGGGCCUUGCUGGACCAGGUGGAGCACUGGCAGAGCUUCCUGGCCCUUGUCAACAUGAUCAUGUUCUGUACGGGCAUCCCUGGCCACUUCCCUGUCAACGAGACCACCAGCUCCUUGACCCUCACCUUCUGGUACACACUGCAGGAUGACAUUCUGUCCUUUGAGGCAGAGAAACAGGCUGUGUACCAGCAGGUGUACCGGCCAGUCUACUUCCAGCUGGUGGAUGUGCUUCUGCACAAGGCCCAGUUCCCUUCUGAUGAAGAAUAUGGAUUCUGGUCCUCAGAUGAGAAGGAGCAGUUCCGAAUUUACAGGGUGGACAUCUCAGACACGCUCAUGUAUGUCUAUGAGAUGCUGGGGGCCGAGCUCCUCAGCAACCUCUAUGACAAGCUGGGCCGUUUGCUCACCAGCUCAGAGGAGCCCUACUCCUGGCAGCACACAGAGGCCCUGCUCUAUGGCUUCCAGUCCAUCGCAGAGACCAUCGAUGUCAACUACUCUGAUGUGGUGCCUGGGCUCAUUGGCCUCAUCCCACGGAUCAGCAUCAGCAACGUGCAGCUGGCAGACACCGUCAUGUUCACCAUUGGAGCUCUAUCUGAGUGGCUGGCUGACCACCCCGUCAUGAUCAACAGCGUUCUACCCCUUGUGCUGCAUGCUUUAGGCAAUCCCGAGCUCUCUAUCUCUUCUGUGUCCACCCUCAAGAAGAUCUGCCGAGAGUGCAAGUAUGACCUGCCGCCCUACGCUGCCAACAUCGUGGCUGUCUCCCAGGAUGUGCUGAUGAAACAGAUCCAUAAGACGAGCCAGUGCAUGUGGCUCAUGCAGGCGCUGGGCUUCCUGCUAUCAGCCUUGCAAGUGGAGGAGAUCCUUAAAAACCUGCACUCGCUCAUCUCACCAUAUAUCCAGCAGCUGGAGAAGCUGGCAGAAGAGAUACCUAAUCCUUCCAACAAGCUGGCCAUUGUCCACAUCUUGGGGCUUCUCUCCAACCUCUUCACCACACUGGACGUCAGUCACCAUGAGGAUGAUCAUGAAGGCCCUGAGCUCCGGAAGCUGCCAGUGCCACAGGGACCUAACCCCGUGGUGGUGGUACUGCAGCAGGUCUUCCAGCUUAUUCAGAAGGUGCUGAGCAAAUGGCUGAAUGAUGCCCAGGUGGUAGAGGCGGUGUGCGCUAUCUUUGAGAAGUCCGUUAAGACGCUGCUGGAUGACUUUGCCCCCAUGGUGCCACAGCUGUGUGAGAUGCUGGGGCGGAUGUACAGCACCAUCCCCCAGGCCUCCGCUCUUGACCUCACUCGACAGCUGGUCCACAUCUUUGCUCAUGAGCCCGCCCACUUUCCCCCCAUUGAGGCCCUCUUCCUGCUCGUCACCUCCGUCACACUCACCCUCUUCCAGCAAGGCCAGAAGCCUUUGGCUGUGACCCCAGCCCCCCAGUCACUACGGCCCUCUGCCUGAGAGAAGUUGGGAGUGGGGGGCUCCAGGCUUCCCCUGCUGCCUAACCCAGGCUUCUCACUUGGAGAAGAAACAACGUUGUUCCGUCAGCCACCUGAGUUUGCCUAGAGUCACGCUCACAGGCUUGAGGCUCACCAGGAGUCUUAGCUGGAGUCAGAGUGCUCUCUGCUUCUGUCCUCAGUAUUUGGUCCCCUGAUGCUGACCUCUGCUCUGGUGGACCAUGGGUUGUUUCCAGAGUGGGGAGAAAUCUGAGCCAGACCCGGAUGUGGUCCUCCUCAGCCUCACCUCCCCCCACCCUCCACGGCCACUGUUCAUCUGGAUCGCCUCAGCAAUCUUCUGACUGGUUUCCCUGGCAUCUGCCCUUCUCCAACCCGUUCUGCACCCAGCAGCUGUAAUAUUUUUUAUAAGACACAAAUCUGAGCACUUUGCCCUACCCGGCUUAAGGCCUUUCCGUUGCUCCCCGUCACCCUCAGGUUAUGGUCCCCACUGCCCGCCACCACGUGACAUAGACCUGCAUACUUCUCAUCGGUCAUUCCUGAACGGCUUCAGCAGUCCAGCCACCCUGAUAUUUCCCCCAUCAUGUCCCCUUUGAUCUCUGUACCCUGCUCCUCUGCCUGGAUUGCCCUGUGCCCUUCACUGGGUGAGCUCUCUCUCCUCCAUGCCUUACCCCUGCAUCAGUCCUCGGAAGCUUCUCUAAGGCAGAGCUGGGUGCUUCUGACCUUGCGCCAGAACUGCAUGGGCACGCACCGCUGAUACAGCGUUGAUCACACUCAGUAAGCAGCUUCCAUGACUGCCUCCCUCCCUGGACUAAGCCCCUCAAGGGCAGGCUUGGGUCUCUUCUGAAUCCCUCAGAACAAGGGCAGCAGAGACCAGACACCAGACAUUGUUGAAGAAAGGAGGCAAGGUCUCCUGGCUCUUGGAGCCUUUCUUCCUCACUGUCCAGCCUACCUCUAGCAGGGUGGCUGCUGAACCUCAAACCUGCCAUCUACAGGGACCCCAGGCUUGGGUACGUUGGGCCUCACUUUACAGGACUUGCCCCCUCAGCUUAGGGGGCAGAUGUGGAAGGGACAGGCUUUAUCAAGCGUUUCUCACAGCCUGAAGGAAUUAGGGAAGAGAUGAUUACCGACUUGAGAGUCGGGGAAACUGAACGUGGAUGGCUUGCACAAGAUCACACAGCUGCUUCGUGGUAUCUCAGGCAGGGGUUCCCACAGCGUCUCCCCCUGAGAGUGGGGCGGCCAGGCAGGGGCUCCAGGCCACGCCUCGUCCUUGCUGAAGGUGUCAUCAGAACUGGAGGCAGGACAGUGUCCAGCAUCCUACUUGUUGGGCCUGUUGGUUGUCUUACAGGACAGGCUGCCCCCCGCUCACCUGCUUCGCUGUCCCAGUCUUGCCAUACCUUCCUCGGGCUCUGCCCUCCCGCUGCACCGUGGGGUGGCACUCUGACUGGUUUCCCUUUCUUCGUGCGCCCAGAUGGUGGGAGGGGGUCGUCAGCCCUGGGCCUGGCUCUCUGCUGAGUCUGUGUCCAUGCGGAGGGGCAUUGUGGGCGGGGCUCUCAUUUUUGCCUCAUCAUGCAGCUCCUUCCCCUGGGCCUUGACUGGCCAGCCCCACAGCAUAUCAGGCACUGCCGAACCCAAGAAGGAGUCUUCUGGAUUAAGAGAACCCUGUAGAUUCCUUUCUUUGGGUAGACCAAGAGCCCUAAGGGCAAGAAAGGGAGCGGACACCUGCUCAGACCAUGAUGCCCAGGAAGGGCUUUCAGCCAGGCCUCCUAUGGCAGUACCAAGGACCAAUCUCCCGCCAGCCCUGCCCUCCUCUUGAUGAUGAGUGAUGGGGAGGUAUGUGAUCGGAAGCAGUGUAGGGCCACUGCAGGAUGCCAGAGGCCACAACAAGAGUGUGGGGGCUGUUUGUCCAGCUACAUGGUGGCCAGCAUUGCUCAAGCACUGCAGGGUCCCUUGGGGACUGACCUGAGGAGGAGUAGGUGGAAGGCCCCUUGGGAGGGAGCUGGGGCAGACCGUCCUUCACUUUGCCGUCUCUUUCUGUUGGGCUUCUCCCAGUUCAUGGUUUUUGUAUGUUUUGUUUCUUUAUCUUGCUUCCUGCUGCUCAUGUGCCCCCACGCUGUCUCCCUGCAGGCUCUCAGUCCCACAUAACUAUAUGAGGUUGAGUUGCUGUUUGUAUAAUUUUUUCUUAAGUUCCAUCUUUAUUAUA